Neomonachus schauinslandi (Hawaiian monk seal) is the source of this 4428-nucleotide messenger RNA. RefSeq names its product ciliary rootlet coiled-coil, rootletin family member 2 (gene CROCC2). The transcript has 29 exons. NCBI's taxonomy places the organism in Eukaryota, Metazoa, Chordata, Mammalia, Carnivora, Phocidae. The record is from RefSeq and is a predicted model, not a curated record.
AUGAGUUCUGCCUCCAGCAAGCCCGGUGAUGGGGAUGCAGAGCAGACCCCACUGGGGCUGGACACCGUGAUCCAGAGGCUGGAGGACACCGUCUUGAGUCCCACGGCCAGCAGAGAAGACCGGGCGCUGACUGUACGUGGGGAAGGCCAGCAGGCUCUGCCCACGCCUGUACCUGCCCGAAUCCGUGAGAUCGUGGCUGGCAGCCUGGGGGACACACCACACCAAGGGGUGCAGGGGCCGCUGACCGCCUCGGCCCGUGUGCAGGAGGAGAAUGAGCUCCUGCAGGACGAGCUGGCCAGGCUGGAGAACCUGCUGGCCCAGGCAGGCACUGAGCAGGACGAGCUGGCCAGCAGGUACCACACGCUCAGUGAGCGGCUACAGGCCCGUCUGGAGACCACCGAGGCUCGGCUGCGGAGGUCGGAGCUAGAGCACAGCGUGGACCUGGAGGAGGCCCUGGGCCGUCUGGAGGCCGCUGAGCAGAGGAGCACCGGUCUCUCGCAGGUGAACACCCUUCUGCGGAAACAGCUGGAGCACAUGAAGAAGGCCAACGACAGGCUGGCCGAGGAGCUGGCCAGGACAGCGGACAGCGUGCUCCAUCUUCAGAGCAAGCUGGAGCUGAAGGAGGCACAGCGCUGGACUGAGAGACAGCGCACACGCUCAGGGGGGCCCCAGGACUUCCUCCUCCUGUGGAGACAGGUCACGGCACUCCGCAUACAGCUGGCCGAGCUACGUGCGACCACAGAGAGGGGUCUCACGGACAUGCAAGCGGAGGCGGCCAGGACGGCCUGGCGCCUGCAAACGGCCUGCCUGAACCUUGACUCCAACCUGCGUCUGUCAGCCAGCAGCGGGGCCAGUGCCCUGGAGCAGCAGGCCCUGCAGGCUGUGCGGCUGGAGCAGCAGCUACGGGACAAGGUGCAGGAGAUGCUCCAGCUGCAGGGCCGCUGGGACGCAGAGAAGGUGGCGCUCCAGGCCAGGGUCUCCAAGCAGACGCUCCUGGUGGAGAAGCUCACAGAGCAAAACUCGAAGAAGGAGGCAACCAUCUCUUCCCUCAGAAUGCAGAUCCAGAAGCUGGUGGCCCGGGCGGAUGCUGGGGGCCCGGAGCUGGCAUGGGGUGGCGGUGCUGGAGCUGAGGAGGCCCGGGGCCCGCUGAGGAGGCCCACGCGCUCUGCGUCCCCCCACCGGGGUGUGUCCCCACCGCGGGCCCGCUCCCCGGACACCCCGGACCCCACACUGCAGGCUGUGCAGACAGCCUUUGGGAGGCAGCGGCUGCAGGAGCAGGAACUGCGCCUGCAGCUGGAGUCCUCGCAGGCCGUGGCCGCCAGGCUCCGGGAGCAGCUGUCCGAGAGCCAGCAGGAGUUGCAGGCCUCAAGGAGGCUCCUGCAGGAGCAGGUGCGGGAGCAGGUGCAGGAGCGCGAGGACCUCCUGCGCAGGCUGCGGACGCAGAGCCGGGAGGCACAGCACUGCAGGGCAACCAGCGAGCUCCUGCGAAGUCAAGGGCGCCUAGAACAGCUGGAGGAGAAGGUCUCGGGGCUCAAGAAGGAGCUGGUGGCAGCCCAGGAGGCACUGAACUCGGCCCGGCUGCAGAGGGACGUCCUGGACAGCGAGAGGGAGGGUCUGCGCAGAGCCCUGGCCCGGGCCGAGUCCAGCAGCACGGACCUGGGACUGCUCGUGACACGGCUGAAGUCGGAGGGGGUGGCGCAGAGGGACUCCCUGGCCAAGAUGGCGGCCCUGAUGGAGGCGCUGGCUCAGGACAAACGCAACCUGAGCCACCUGGUCCUGCAGCUGGAGCAGGAGCGGGACCAGCUGCGGGAGCAGCAGAAGGCGCUGGAGCAGGAGCUGGAGCUCGUGCAGACGGCGCGCGGGGGCCUGCGGCAGGCCUGCGGGCACCUGGAGAAGCAGCUGCAGGGGCAGGCGGCCCGGUUCCAGCAGCAGCAGGACCAGCUGCAGGAGCAGAUGGGCCAGGUCACAUGCAAGAAACAGGCCUUGGAAGAACAGCUGGCCCAGAGCCUGCAGGACCAGGAGGCCCAGAUGGACACUCUGCAGAGGGCCCUGCAGGAGAAGGAGGCUUUGUCUGAGGAGCGGACCCAGCUGCUGGCCAAACAGGAGGCCCUGGAGAGGCAGGUCCAGCUCACAGCUGAGGAGGCAACUGACCUCAGGGCCGAGAGGGACUCUCUGGAGAGCAACCUCUUUGAGACCCACCAGCUGUUGAGGCAGCUACAGGACCAGCGGGAACAGCUGGAGGGAGAGGCCCAGAGCGUGCGGCUUGCUCGGCAGGCCCUGCAAGUGGAAAUGCAGCAGCUGAAAAGUACCUGGGAGGUCCAGGAGACAAAGCUACAGUGGGACGUGGGGCGGCUUCAGCGGCAAGUGGUACAGCAGGAGCGGGAGAUGCAGCUGGCCCUGGAGAGCCAGGCGCUGGCCCACCACGAGGACCUGGCUCGGCUCCAGAGGGAGAAGGAGACGCUGAGUCUGUCUCUGACAGAGGAGAAGGAAGUGGCAGCUCGCUGUUUGGAACAGGAGAAGAAGCUGGUAGCAAAGAAUGUAGCCAAGAGGGAGGCUCUGAAGGAGGAAAUCCAGAGCUUGAAGCACGAGAGGGACAAGAGUCUCCUCCAACUGGAACAUGAGAUGCAGCAGGCCCUGUCACUGAAAGAAGCAGAGGGGAGGCUGCUGAGGGAAGAGCUCUCCAGGUCCAUGCAGGAGCUGGAACAGGUGCAGCAGAAGGCCCAGAGCCAGCAUGAGCAAGCCGAGGCCACCAUCAGCGCCACGACCACAGAGCUGAAGGCCCUGCAGGCCCAGUUUGAGGACGCCAUCUCGGCCCAUCAGAGAGAGGCCUCGGCUUUGGGCGAGAGUCUCCGGAAGAUGGCGGCAGAGCGAAGCAACGCCAGGAGAGAAGAAGUCUCUAUGGGAGAUGCUAUAGACCCCAGCUGUGACGUGCUGCUCAGUUUUCAGAGGUCCAAGGAAGAAGGGGAGCAGAAGGUGCUGGUCCUGGAGGAGGCCCGAGCCGUGGCCCAGAAGGAGGCCUGUGAGCUGCGGGCCAGGCUGAGGGAGGUGGAGCAGGCUCGGGCAGAGGCCCACCGGGAGCUCCAGGAGCUGGGCAGGCAGGCUGCAGCGGAGCUCCAGGACAUGGCCUUGCUGCCUGUGUCUUUGGAAGCCACCAGCUGGAGGGCCCUGCUUGGACCCAUGGGGCGCCAGGGGGUGAACAUGCUGGAGGCUGAGAACUGGAGAAAGAGCCACGAGGUGAGCCAGCUGCAGGUCCGGGGCGCUCAGGACACCCAGCAGCAGCAGCAGAGCCAGCGGGAGGGGCUGCAGGCACAGAGGUUGGCCACGGAGGCGGCCUGUGAGGGCACCCAGAGGGAGGUCCUGAGGCUGCAGCAGAAACUGGCGGAGGUGGAGGCCGCAGCAGAGGCUCAGAAGCAGCGGCCGGAGGAGCGUCUCUGCCAGAGCCAGGGGGCCGAGCACACCGUCCAGGCCGAGCUUCGCACCACCCCCAGGAGGCUGCAGCAGGCCGCGGGUGCGGCUGAGGGCCUGCAGGCUCGCCUGGACGAGGCCUGCUGCCAGGUCCACAGCCUAGAGCAGGCGCUAGCUCAGGCUGAGGGUGCCAGGCGGGAUUCGGAGGGCCAGCUGAGCCGGCUGUGGUCCACGCUGUGCCGUGGCCUGGGGCUCCGGGGACAGAGACCCUCAGGCUUCCCCGAGCGGCCCAGCCUCCCCAGGAAAGGCUCAGAUGGCAUCCAGGCUCACUCCCCGCGGCAGAGGGCCAGCCCCCCCGCCCGGUCCCGCUCCCCACUGCGAUGGCCCUCACCUACACCUGGGGACCACAGCCUGGAGGUGGACGUGGACUCUGUGUGGGACGCCCUGAGGGACUUGGUGCAGCAGCUGCAGGAUGCCCAGAGGGAACGGGAUGACUGGCACUUCCAGGCGGUAAGCCUGAGCGGCCGGCUGAGUGAGGCAGAGAGCGAGCGGGCCCAAGCCCAGAGCCGUGUGCGGCAGCUACAGAAGGCGCGGGCAGACGCGGAGGAAGGUUGGCGCCAGGCAGAGGCCGAGAUGAGCAGCACCCAGGCAGCGCGGGCCCUGCAGGAGGAGGCGCUCCAGAGGCUGGAGCUCAAGUACCUGGCGAGCACGCAGGCGGCCAGCCAGGAGAAGCGGAGGCUGCAGGAGCAACUGGAUGCGCUGCACAGGGCCCUGGAUGAGAGCAGAAGGCACGGCCAGGGCCUGGCCCAGAGAGGGAAGCUGCUGGAGGAGCAGGUCGCCCGCCUGCAGCGCAGAUGCCAGGAGCCCUUGCCGCAGAUGGAGCAGGAGAUGCUAAGGAAGGAAGGGGACACGGCCCGGCCAGGGGCCAAGAAGGAAGUGGCCAGUCUGAAGAAGUAGCUGGACCAGGAGGUGCCUCGGCAGCAACAAGCCUGCCUCGGCCAGGCCUCCCUGCCCAAAAAGUGA